Contarinia nasturtii (swede midge) is the source of this 7347-nucleotide messenger RNA. It is a transcript of the gene Tomosyn, whose product is annotated as syntaxin-binding protein 5. The coding region runs from base 343 to 4464 and encodes 1373 amino acids. Lineage: Eukaryota; Metazoa; Arthropoda; Insecta; Diptera; Cecidomyiidae. Gene Ontology annotation, molecular function: myosin II binding; syntaxin binding; GTPase activator activity. The record is from RefSeq and is a predicted model, not a curated record. The transcript has 24 exons. Gene Ontology annotation, cellular component: cytoplasm; plasma membrane; SNARE complex. Gene Ontology annotation, biological process: regulation of protein secretion; regulation of exocytosis.
CGUCGCAGAUUUAAAAACGUUUUCAUUUAUUUUUACUUGAAUGCUGAAAGUGUUCACUGUGCUAUUGUGUGUGGUGCUGGCUUUUUUGCUGGUGUUGUAGCAGCCCUUUUGGCUGGCACACAUUCCAAAAAGAAAAAAGCUGUUCUCUUAAAUGAGCUGAACAGAGAUUUCUUAAACCACGAAUGAAGUAAAGCUUAAAAUCACAUAAAUUAAAUAAAUCGAAAAGACCCAUAAAAUUGCCUGUUUAAAAGAAACUAAAUUCGAAACGUAAAAACUAAAAAGUAUAAAACAAGAAAACUAAAACCAAAACCAAAAAAUCAUAAACGAAAUAAAAAGAACAAAAUGAAAAAGUUCACAUUCAAAGGUGUGCUGGAUGGCUUUCGACAACAGGUUCAGCCACAAAUGGUUAAGCCUGAACAAGAAAUUCCAGAAACAUUACGACCCGAACAUUUCCAAUUGAAAAAGACUUUUCGUCAUGGUUUUCCGCAUUCACCAACCGCACUAGGAUAUGACCCAGUUCAAAAACUAUUAGCUAUAGGCGACAAAUCUGGAUCACUACGAAUAUUGGGAAAGCCGGGUGUUGAUUGUCAUCUAAGACACGAAGGUGAAUCGGCGUGCGCUGUAACCCACAUUGAGUUUUUAGUUAAUGAAGGUGCACUGAUAACGGUAACCGCUGACGAUACGCUGCAUUUAUGGAAUUUUCGUCAAAAAAGCCCACAAUUACAACAAAGUUUAAAAUUUCAAAGGGAAAGAAUUACAUGCCUUUAUCUGCCUGUUGCUAGCAAAUGGCUUUACGUUGGAACAGAUAAGGGUAACAUCCAUGUAAUUAAUAUUGAAUCGUUUGCAUUAAGUGGAUACAUAAUAAAUUGGAAUAAGGCGAUUGAAGUCUUACGAAAAGAUCGACCAGGUGCCGUAGUUUCUUUGGCUGAUAAUCCAACAGACACGAAUAAACUGUUGAUUGGUUAUGAGUCGGGCACAAUAGUACUGUGGGAUUUGCGGAGCAAAUGCGCUGAAAUACGAUGGCAAUCGGCUGAAGCAUUACGAUCAGUUGCUUGGCAUCAUGAAGGCAAAUAUUUUGUAACAUCCCAUACAGACGGUUCACUUUGUACGUGGCCUUUACGACCAACACCGAAACCUCAAUUUCAUUCAUAUCCUCACGCUAAAACAAACAAAGAUGGAAAAUUAGAGACGUGCAAGCCGAUUCAUAAAGUAGACCUUAGAACGACGAAAAUGGGUGAAACGUUCACAAUAUUUUCGGGCGGUUUAUCGGUGGAACGAGAUGGAAAGUCGCCGUGUAUUACUGUGCUUCAAGGCAGAUCAACCACUGUUCUUGAAAUGGAACAUCCGGUAGUCGAUUUCAUAACAAUAUGCGAAAGCCCUUGGUCAAGUGAUAUGCAAGAACCUUAUGCAAUAGCCGUACUUUUACAAAAUGAUUUAGUUUUAAUCGAUUUACUGACUCCUGGAUUUCCAUGCUUUGAGUCGCCUUAUCCCAUGGAUAUUCAUGAAUCACCGGUUACAUGUUGCACUUAUUUAGCUGAUUGUCCAUCGGACUUAGUGCCAGCUUUCUAUAUGGUUGGAUUAAAUCCAAACAAUCGUAAGGCCGGUCUAUCGGAUCGGCAAUGGCCUAUAUCUGGCGGCGGAUGGUCACCAUCGUCGUGUAGCUACUUUGAAAUCAUUAUCACCGGCCAUCAAGAUGGUUCAAUUAAAUUUUGGGACAGCAGCGCAGGCACGUUGCAAAUCCUUUACAAAUUGAAAACGGCAAAAAUUUUCGAUCGCCCACGAACACGUUCGAUGGAUGGCUCGGACGAUGAUCCAUUAGCGAUACAGAUGAUUUCAUUGUGUGCCGAAUCGCGAAGGUUGUGUGUAGCUGGUGCAAGCGGUCAUGUGAUACUAUUUAAGUUUCGUAAAGCCGAAAGCGUUUCGGAGUAUUUAGUUUUAGAGAUUCCAAUUAGCUAUGAAAAUUUCGACGACCCCGAAGGCAGUCCAGAAUGUGAAUUUAUUCCAAGAUCAUUACCAAAACAACCGGACUCGGUUGAUACGAAAAACGACGGUAUGUUGAAAGUUCGGCCCGGUCCGCAACGAAAACCGGCAGGUUUUCAAGCUCAGCUUGUAUGCUUAACACCAUGGACUAAUGGAACGCAUCCAGGUCAAAUUACAUCGCUGUGCAUUAACUCAAACUAUGGACUUAUGGCCUACGGAACGGAAUAUGGAUUAGUUGUCGUUGAUAUUGUGCAGAAAACGUGUCUAUUGAAUAUAGCAAGCCCAGAUUUGUACGGUGCUCAAGAUCCAUAUGCACGUACGCCGCGCAGUCCAAAACGCACGGACACAGCAACAUCGCGUGACGAACAAGCACGUUCGCCGAGCAUAGAUCAGAGUGUGCCAGAUUUUUCAAGCAGUCCUACAAAAACCGUACAGUUUAUGCCAUCAAUAAUACCACCGUCGCCGGUUGAGCCAGUGGUCUGUGGUAGUGGUGGCGUAAUGCCACGUUCAGCAUCACCGGCUGUUGAAGAGGCACAAGAAGCGUUGAGCCCAAACGAAGAUGACGACGAGGAGAGUAAAAAAAUGGCACAAUCACGCCGAAAAUCAUCGAUUUGGAAAAAAGCUUUAAAUAUAAAGAAACGUAUCAGCAAAGUGAAUAUGGCAUUUAGCGAGGAUGUGUCUCGUUUUGGACCAACCGAAGGAACACCAUUGUCACCAAUUGAAGUAUCACCAACCACGGUCGAAUAUGCGACCGGUUAUGCACUGUCCAAUACCAGUGGCUCGAGCGAACUCGACAAUAUUGAACGGUCAAUUGUUCAAAAUUUGGCCGAAUUGAAUGCAAAUUCGGAUGCUGAAGAGCGUUCCGAUAACGAUGAUAGUGACACGGUAACGGAACGUCGAUCAUCUGUCGAUCCAGAUGGUGAAUGGAAAAAACGAAUUAUGUCACAGCCACAAUGUUUACAAACGCGCCGUUCCGAUGUAUCCGAUGAAAUAAUUAUGAAAGUAUCGGCGGCCAAUUUUGAAGGGGCACGUCAAUCUCGACCAUCUGAUUUACCACUGUUUGAUGACAACGGGCGUCCAAUUCCACCGCCGCGUGCCCAUUCGAAUCGUAGCCAACGCUUGUUAUCGGUGCCAAAUAUCAAAUAUAAUCGGUCAAUUAGCGAAAAUCCACGAACUAAAUCAAGAAAAGAACCAAUUUCAAUCGCAGCAAAUCUUAUGAGACGUUUCAGCCGUGUAGACAAAUUGGAUACGUCGUUUUCGCGGUCACGUUCAUCAUCAAUGUCAAGUCUGGAAAAUAUCAGCACCGAAUCAGUGACAUGCUUAACUUUUGCCGAUAGUUAUACUAAGAAAAGUGAUCCAUCCACCUUAUUGCCAACGUUAUGGGUUGGCACAAGCCUUGGGUCAGUUUUAACCAUAUCGAUAACGUUACCUGAUGCUGACGUACGUAAAACACAACCGGUUAUUCCAACGAUUAUGGGCGGUUCAUUGUUUCGCUUGAAGGGUUCGAUUUUAUCAAUGUCAUUUUUGGAUUGUAAUGGUGCGCUUAUCCCAUACUCGUAUGAACCAUGGAAGGAUGAAAAUCGUGGCGGUGAUGCGAGCCGAAGAGAUCGUACACCAACCAAACAAGGCAGCAAUCGAAUGAGUCCAACACUUGGAGCUGGCAGUAGCACUGAUUCGUUCAGCGACCGACAAUUUAUAGCGAUUACGAGCGAGAAAACGGCCCGCGUUAUUGCAUUACCUAGUCAAAAUUGUGUUUAUCGCCAACAAAUCGCUGAUACCGAUUACGUUGUCAAAGCGGAAAUUAUUAGUUUAAAAGAUAGCGUUUGUCUGAUUUGCUAUAUUUCAACGGGACAUUUGAUAGCAUACAGUUUGCCGAGCUUGCGACAACUUAUGGACGUCGAUUUUCUGCCAUUGGCCGAUCUCAGCUUUCAAACAAAAUGUAAGCAAGGAAUUGUAGAUCCAAUGCUUUCAAUAUGGGGCCAACAACUAAUUGUGCACGAGGAUACCAACCAAAUUUCCAAGACAUUUUGCUUUAGUAAUCGGGGGCAUGGCUUGUAUUUGGCAACACCAACCGAAAUUCAAAAGUUCACUGUUUGCGAUGAAUUUUGUCAAUUUAUGAAUGAAAUGAUUGGUGAACUAUUUUCACCAACCGAUAUGCCCGAACCACCUAAGGAAAGUUUUUUCAAAGGUCUUUUUGGAGGCGGUGCACGAAAUUUGGAUCGUGAAGAACUUUUCGGUGAAAGUGGCAGUGGUAAGCCGAAUCGAUCGGUUGCCAAGCAUAUACCGGGUGCAAAUCUUCAAGAAUUGGGCACACGUGCAAGUACGGCCGCAUCUGAAAUAAGCCGUGCACAUCAAUUGGCCAUGGAGCGUGGCGAAAAGCUGAGUCAAUUAGAGGAUCGUGCCGAACGAAUGUCGAAUCAAGCACAAGAAUUCAGCGGAACAGCUCACAGUCUUAUGCAAAAAUACAAGGACAAAAAAUGGUAAAAAGAAUGAAAUUACAUAUGCUUUACGAAAUGUAAUGAAGUUAUGCGAUGAUGUUCAACCAGAACAAAAAACAUUCACUAAAUAUUGUUGGAAUUCUUGAUUUAAAAAACAAAUAAAAAAUGAUUUAUUUCUGUGCAUCGUGUGCAGCAGAUCGAGUUGGAGUUGAAAAUAUGAUACUUGAACAACGCAAACAAACAAAGUCAUACAAUUAUUUUGCCAUUGUCAAAUUCGCAGAGUGAGAGUGAGAGAGAGAGUUGUCCGAGCACAGUGAUAGAACGUAAUUCGGAAUUAUCAACUGAUAGUAUAAAUCCAUAAAUACCAAAAUGCAAAACUAUUGCAAAAAAUGACAAAAUUAUAUUGAUAUGAAUUAUUCCAUAAAACCAAAAAAAAAAAACAACACUUUAUCGUAAAUGCAUAGCUGACAAAACCUAUUUUUAGUCUCACUUUUCAGAGCUAUUGUACGUAUUUAAGUUAUAUAAGUGAAUAAAAACUAUUGAAUGAAAUAUUUGACGAUCUUUUCGAGAAAAACCACAACCACACGUAUUCAAUAAUAAAAUCAAAAAAAAAAAACAGAAGCCACAGUUUGCUUUUUUUUCAAAAUCAAUCUAGUGACGAAAAGCUAUUAUUAUAUAUUAUUCGAACAUUUCUAAAGUAAAAACACAUGUUAUAUAUUAUACAAGAGAAAGAAGAUAAAAAAACGUUUAUAAAAUAUUAUUAUUAUGAUUAUAACUGCAUAUUAAGAGUUUUUUGAUUAUACAAAAGUAGGCGAGAGGUUCGUUUGUGAACAAAGAGCAUAUCAAAUCAUUUUUUUUUGCUCUUUCAUAUUCAAUAUAUUUGUUUGUAGCCCAACAAUAUAUUUUAUUAUUUAGAUGUUUUUUUUUUAUUUGCAUAGCGAUGGAUGAAGUUUAAUUCAUUCGCCGGAGUGGUUAUUUUUUCUUCAAACAAACUAGCAGCAUGUUUUUAGUCCUUCUGAUUACAUUUAUUGAACGUAUUGGAUUUUUUUUUCGUUUGUGAAGCAGCAUGGAAUCAAUAUAGAAGCAAAAAAAUCAUAGAGUGUGCAUCAGUCACAUACAUACAAACACAAUUUUUACAUAAUGUCCAUUGAAUUAAGCAAUAGGAUGAUGGGACACAACUGAUGUGUCAAUGUAUCUAUAGUGACUUUGUAUUGAACAGACGUAUCAAAAUGUGUAACAAACAUUCAACUAAUCAAAGUACAAAAUUACUUCUCUGCCUAGAUCGUACGCUACACUUUGCACUCUCGCUCCUUUGAGAUUGUGGCUAUAGCAAACACAGUUGAACAUAUAGUUGAUGAUUUCUUUUUAGAUAUGAACUGAAGUUCCGUUUCCGUUUUCUAAUUAGCUUUAACAAACUUUGAUCUGAAACAAACAAACAAAAAUAAUUACAAAAAGUUGUUGUCAAACAGUUCAAAUGGACCCCGAACAUUCUGCCAUACCGGUGGAAAUAGUAUGUUGUAGUUUAUGAAAUCGAAAAGGAAUUAUAGAAAACACACACUCUGCUUAGAGCAACCCACUCACGCACAUCAUUUCAAAUGCAACAUAUUCCUGUUCAAUAAAAUAAUCAACCCCAUUGCAUCAAUAGCUCUACUUUUUUUAAGUUUUUAUUUGAUUUUUUCCAUCUCCUUCUCCCCCCCCCACCCCUUUUUUGAUGUAAAAAAAAAAAAAAAAAAUCUAUUCCCCCCAGACUAAAUGUGUAUUUGUACAUAGUGUCCAGAAUUAGUGACAUUUAAAGUAAAAAAAAAACCAACGGCAAUGCUGUUACAUAUUUAAUGCUAGACGUAGAAAUUUCAGCCAAAAAAAGAAGAGAAAAUAUUUGUCAUGUUUAUACUAAAAUAGUAGCAAGAAAAACAAAUGUGAAUAUAAUAAUUGUUCAGUUUUCAUUAGUGUAUUUUUGAUCUUUGGUUCAUUCGUUUUUGAAGUUCAAAUGCGGAAUGUAUGCAUUGAAAAACUCGUUAAAAUAUAUCUGUGGUUUCAACGUAUUUAAUACAAAAAAAAAGAAUACACGAACAAAUGAAAAAAAAAAUAUGGGGAAAAACCAGAAAAUAAUGUAAAUUAUAUACCCAAUUGCGCAAAUGAUUGAAAUGUCGCGCUGCUGUAAAGAAAAAAAAAUUACAUAUUUUGUGAAUAAAUAUAUUUUUAACGUAUUCAUAUUAAUCUUGGAGAUCAAAACCAUUUGAAAUGUCCACAUAACAGACACAACAAUUUUGCUAAUAUAGAACAGUAUGCACAACAAAUCCAAAACCAUUUUUGAAUGAUCCGAUACUGUUCAAAAGGAAAUCAAUUGAAAUCGCCUUUCCAACAAUACAUUUUACGCUUUCAACUUUGAAGUGAUGCAUUUUAACCAUAAAUCCACAGUGUUACGCAUUCAAAAUCAAUUGAAUCUGGCCAAUUGCCAUGGUUGCCAUUUGUCACUUGAAUUUCGAAAGUACACGAUUGAUUUUUUGCUGCAAAUAGUAGCUCAAAGCUGAGCUUAUAUGUUUUGAAAAGGAUGUUACUAUAACUCAAAAACCAAUGUUAUGAUUACAACAAAAAUAAAUAAACAAAAGAGAGAGAAGAAAGUUUUAGUCCAACUGCAAAAGAGACGCUUAUCUCUUUUAUGUUGUUAUAAAUUGCAUAAAUUGGCUCAAGUCCAAUUUAAUUUACAUUUUUAUCACAGACAAAAAAAUAAAAAAACAAAAAACCAUGUAGAUUAAUUGAACGCUUUGUGAAUGUUGACUUGUAGAAAUCUUAGCAGUAAAACAUUUUUGUAAACAAUCAAAAACCUAGCGAAAUAAAAAAAAACCAACAACCGGAGAACCAUCGUUCGAAUUGACAGAUGACUUUAAUAUUAUUAAAUGAUGAAAAUUAUAUAUGAAAAAAAAAACAA